GGCGGGGCGGCGCCGCAGUGUCGGGGCGGCCGGGGGAUGCGGCACCGGAGCGGUGAGCGGCUCCUCCCUCCUGCUCCUCCGGCUGCUGACGGCGGUUUCGCAGCCCGCCGGUGCCCGGCAUGGCUUUCCCCGGCGCGCUCGCCGAGAUGCCUAGGCAGUUUCCAAAGCUGAACAUCUCUGAGGUUGAUGAGCAGGUGCGACUUCUAGCAGAGAAGGUAUUUGCUAAAGUCCUCCGAGAAGAAGACAGCAAAGAUGCCUUGUCACUGUUCACCGUGCCUGAGGACUGCCCUAUUGGGCAGAAAGAAGCCAAGGAGAGGGAGCUGCAGAAGGAACUGGCAGAACAACAAUCUGCAGAAACAGCUAAAAGGAAGAAAAGUUUCAAGAUGAUCCGAUCCCAGUCUUUAUCAUUACAAAUUCCACCUCAGGAAUGGAAAGCACCAUCGGCCAAUCCUGUUCUGUCUCCUGCAACUCCAGUUCUUCCAAGUGCUUUUCUGCCAGUCCAAGUGCCGUACAACGUACCAGAGUUUCAGAGAGUUUCAAUUAGUGGGGACUACUGCGCAGGGGUUACAGUUGAUGAUUAUGAACAAGCUGCCAAGAGCCUGGUGAAAGCUCUUCUCAUUCGAGAAAAGUAUUCACGUCUCGCCUACCAUCGCUUCCCAAGGACAACAUCUCAGUAUUUGUGUAGCAUGCAAGAUGAAAAAUGGAAGGUGGAAGAUGAAGUGUAUCCAGAUUUCCUUCCACCCCCAGAAGAAAAUGAGGAUCCUUAUAAUCUUGAUGAUGCUCCAGAUAAUUUGGAUUAUAUUAUCAGGAUGAAAGGUGGCAUUCCUUUUGUUUAUGAUAAUAAAGAAAUGGUGGAACUCAAUGAGCCUCGGAGUCUGCCAUAUCCUGACCUGGAGACCUAUACCCUUGACCUGAGCCACGUUCUUGCUCUAAUUGCAGAUGGUCCAACAAAAACAUAUUGUCAUCGGAGGCUUAACUUUUUAGAAUCUAAAUUUAGUUUACACGAGAUGUUAAAUGAAAUGUCGGAAUUUAAAGAACUCAAGAGUAAUCCUCAUCGAGACUUUUAUAACGUGAGAAAGGUUGAUACUCAUAUCCAUGCUGCUGCCUGCAUGAACCAGAAACACUUACUGAGGUUUAUUAAGCACACGUAUCAGACUGAGCCUGACAGGAUUGUUGCGGACAAAAAGGGCAAGAAGAUGACUUUAAAGCAAGUCUUCGAAAGUCUUCACAUGGACCCUUAUGACCUCACUGUAGAUUCUUUAGAUGUCCAUGCAGGUCGUCAAACAUUUCAUCGGUUUGACAAAUUCAAUUCCAAAUACAAUCCAGUUGGUGCCAGUGAGCUAAGGGACUUGUAUUUGAAAACUGAGAACUACAUUGGUGGUGAAUAUUUUGCUCGUAUGGUCAAGGAAGUAGCCCGUGAACUAGAAGAAAGUAAGUACCAGUAUACAGAACCCCGCCUGUCCAUUUAUGGACGGUCUCCAGAUGAAUGGCUGAACUUGGCAAAAUGGUUCAUUAAGCACAAAGUCUAUUCCCCUCAUAUGCGCUGGAUAAUUCAAGUUCCCAGAAUCUAUGACAUAUUUAGGUCAAAGAAUAUUCUGCCUAGUUUUGGGAAGAUGUUGGAGAACAUCUUUGUACCUUUGUUUGAAGCCACAAUCAAUCCCAAAGACCACAAAGAAUUGCACCUUUUCCUCAAAUAUGUGACUGGCUUUGACAGUGUUGAUGAUGAAUCCAAGCAUAGUGGUCAUAUGUUCUCUGACAAGAGCCUUAACCCUGACCUCUGGACCAGUGAGAAGAAUCCCCCGUAUAGCUAUUAUUUGUAUUAUAUGUAUGUGAACAUCAUGUUGUUGAACAACCUUAGGAAGGAAAGAGGCAUGUGUACUUUUCUGUUUCGACCUCACUGUGGAGAAGCUGGGUCUAUCACACACCUUGUAUCAGCCUUUCUGACAGCAGACAACAUUUCACACGGAUUACUCUUGAAGAAGAGUCCUGUCCUCCAGUAUCUUUAUUAUCUUGCACAAAUACCCAUUGCUAUGUCUCCGCUUAGUAACAACAGCCUAUUCCUAGAGUACUCAAAAAAUCCACUGCGGGAAUUUCUGCAUAAGGGCCUUCACGUUUCUCUCUCUACGGAUGAUCCUAUGCAGUUUCAUUAUACAAAGGAAGCUCUCAUGGAAGAAUAUGCUAUUGCAGCCCAGGUGUGGAAGCUAAGUACCUGUGAUUUGUGUGAAAUAGCAAGAAACAGCGUGCUACAGAGUGGAUUGUCAGAUAAGGAAAAACAGAAAUUCUUAGGUGUGAAUUACUGUAAAGAAGGGCCUGAGGGAAAUGACAUUCGAAAGACAAAUGUUGCACAGAUCCGGAUGGCCUUCAGGUAUGAGACGCUGUGCAAUGAACUUAGUUUUCUCUCUGAUGCCAUGAGAACAGACGAGAUUUCUACUCUGUCAAAGUAGUUACAAACUCAAAGAAACCAGAGAUUUCACUAAGCAGGAUAAGAUGCUAAUUAACAUGGAAUCAUCUGUCUUCGAUGACAUAACUGAACAGUACAGAGAAAACCAGAGUCUCUAUGGAAGGUAAACAGCUUUCGCUGUUAUCUUUUACUGCAUUAUUCUCAUGGCAAAAAUUUGAGUUUCUACAGACAUUAUACUUUGUAAGAUUGCUGUAAAUAUUAAAUGCAAACUCAGAAUCAUGUAAUAUUUGUUUCCUACUGUCUUAACUGUGCGCUGUUUUGUAGCUUGGAAAACAACAGACCAUUCACAGUGCACCUGUGAUAUGCACCUUAGCAUUCUGCAGAUGCAGACACUACACGUGCACCUGGUUUUGUCCUGCCAGUCUCUAGCAAUCAUGGCCUUUAGCACUUGCAAGUUGAACCUUUUAGCAGUCUGUAUGUGGUGCAUAUUUUUGAGCCUACCCUUUCAUUCUGGAAGGUGUUCUAACACAGUUUUUAUCUUAAUGUUUCUGCCAUUAUACUGGAAAACAAGAAAAACCAAAAACUGGUUGUCUUGUUUAAUGACUAAUUACUUCCUGUUGUCACGUAGGAUGUCUGUGAAGAACAGCAGAUCAAUGCUUUUUAAUCUAGUGAGUAGAAAACAUGGUGUCAAAAUCAUCACUAUUGUACAUAGUAAGUCUAAUUACAUCACGAAAACUUUGCCUUGAAAGUUGAGAACACUUUUUAAUUGAUUUGUAAUGGGAAUAUGUGGAUAUGCCAGUUCAAAUUACUUGGGAAUUUAUGCAGAUAAUUUUGGUUAUGUGCAAAGAGAAAUUUUUUACUCCAACAAAGGAAGUGUUCUUAUGAAUCAGUGGUAGAAACUCCAGACGUGGGUUCUGGUCCUACUUCUGACACCUUUUUACACAUUUGUGUUAGUUUGUAUUUUAGUCAGAGUUGAAUGAGAAGUCAAACUGUUUAUUCAUACAGAAGCAAGCCCACUUGAAAUAUGUCAUUUCAAAUCAUGUUAUGUUAAACUUUUUAUUUAUGAAGGAGUGGCUACUAAAAUACACCUACUGGAAUGUGUAUCCCUUUCAUUCUGUUUUCUAUUUGAUCAUCCUUUUUAAGACACAGUACUUCUCAUUUACAAAAGAGUAAAGGUAAUAAUGUGAUAGCAGCUAUGUAUUGCAGAAGCUGCAUGCAAGUUUCACACAAAAGAAAGACGGGAGGCUAGGGGCAGCAGAGGAGGUUGAUGCCUGUAAGUCAAACAUUCCACUACUUAUUUCAAAUUUACUAAGCUGGGAUCCUCACGCUGGGAUCUUGAGCCUAUGGUUAGAGACUUGGGUAUCUAAUACAAUGCAUAGGGAGGUUAGGCAUCUUGGAACAGUAAUACAGAAUGAAUGGAAAAACCCCAGAUGAAUACGAGCCAGCCAAGCAAGCCUCACUAGACCUGGAACCCUGCAUGUUUCACUGCAUCGGAUGUCUUGUGCCACUUGUAUUUCUUAGGCCAGGCCCUUCUCCUGGGGGUUGGGCACAUCAGGUCUCACUUCCCCUUGUAAAUACAGCCAGAAGUAGCAGUGGUGACAUCACAGGUACCAAACAACUUAUUAAUGGCAUACAUGUAUAUAUGCAUUGAAGACAUACGCUCUCUCCUCAGGCUGUAGCAGUUCAAAGCAAUACCUACAAGGACACUUUUUUAAUGUACCUGCUGUCCUGAAUGGUGACAGUGCAGGGAAAUGGCACCAAAGUAAGGGAAGGAGGAAUUACUUAUUACCUCCUACAGCUGUGCAGCCCUACGAGAGCCCCAUGAGAAUGGUAAAACCAAAAGACCCUUAGGAAGCAGCCUGGAAGCAAUGCUGCUCUGAAGGAGACCGAGGCACAGGAGCAGAGUCCUGGCCAUCCAGUCAGCAUUAUAGUGAGCCAGUGUCAUGCAUACAGAGCUGCAGCAAUUGCAGUCGUUCUUCAUCCAAAAUAUGGUUGCAAACAGGAGACUUGCCUUUAGCUCUUCAGUGACCUGGCCUAAUGGCUGCAGUGUUCAACUAGUGCCAGAUUUUGUAUUCCUUGUGCAGCUAAAAAUCGUGUGAAACCGUGCUACGCUGCUCAACUGUACGAUAGUAAAAUUGUCCGAAGUUCAUAGUCAAUGAUGUCCAUUGGCCUUGAUGUUAGAAGCUCUAGCAGCUCAUAUAAUGUAUUACUGGGAUGGGCGAGUGUAAUUUUCUUAGGAAGAAGUCUGAAAACAGUGGCUCAAGCAUUUUAACUGCAUAAAAUGCAGGCAUCUUGUUUUCAUUAGUAAAACUUACUAAUAAAUUAUGAACAUAGCAUUAUUUACCUGAGAAAAGCUUCUGCAUCCAGAUUGAACAACCAGGCUAACAUGCUUGGUUUGAAGAAUUUAAAUGUUGGGUGUUGUCACCUAAUAAACAACGCUUUACUUGAGUUGUUUCACCUGAAGAUUGCUUUUAGUGCUGCUUUUGGUGUCACUUAGAUUUCUCAGUUUUCUUUAUGUUAUAUCAAAUUGGUGUAUGUUUAAUACUUUUUCAGCUUUCCUUACCUCAAACACAUCAGGUUCUAAAAUGUCUGUAGCUCUUAUUAAAGAAAAAACCCCAAACUGGAUUUGCAUAUUCAGUUAGGGGACAGUAAUCGAUUUUGACUAUAAUAACAGUAAAACACAAGUGGCUACAACUACAUAUUCUGCUUUCUGUGUUUCCUUGUGUGCUGCUUUUAAGGAUACUUUGAGCCAAUAGUUUUAGUUAGAGAAAAAAGGUAACAUCCUUCCAAGCUUUCACAACUACAUCUCUUCUGGUCAUGUUUUAAUUAAGCAAAGUUAUUAAUUUAUUGAUUCUCAAGUUCAGUUCUAAAACUUCAGUUUCAUUUCUUUUUUGAAGUUGCACUUUUGUUCUAACGCAUGGCUGUUCAAAAUAACCUUAUGGUCUUGGAUCUGAACGUAAUGCAGGACAGAUGCAGGGCUGAAGGGUUACUGACAUCUUAGUUACUGUUGUACACAUUUACUCAUACACAAGACAGAGCAGUUGCUGACUUCUGCCCUGAUGGUGUUGCGAUCUAACCUGGGUACACAACAGCUUAUGUUUACUCAACCACAACGGGACAAGAACAUCAUUGUAGGUGAUGACUGGGGCGGGUGUUGCUUCAGAAUGGGAGAAUAUCCUAUUCUGUCACGAUUGAUGUUAAGGUUCAAUUAUUCUUCAAGACUUCUUAAAUCUGUUAGCUGAAAGCAUUCUAGAUUUUGACCUAGAAUGGUUAAUCAUGGUUAUUUGCUUACAACAUAUCUGAGCAGUUUCUAGUGAUACGUUUCCAUUCUGUUACUUUAGCAAACUUAAGCAUUUGCUCUGCCACUUUUUCUUCUCACCCCAGAGCUCCCCGAUCUUCUUCUAUCAUUGUUCUUGUGGCUGAACCUUUCUGCUCUAUUUGCCUUGCUGAAAUUAAACUUUGAAGAAGUUGGGUGGGAGAAGGGAUGUCUGUAAAAAAUUUUCUUUCUGUGCCUGGGUUAAAUGAUGUUUAUCUUUUGCCUCUUGUGGAAGCAUUCAACAUUACAAUAAUAAAUAAAUAAUAAAAGAAUACGGUUAGGGGUUUUGUGUGUGUGUACCUCUUGAUAAAUUAGUAACUGCUUAAAAUCUCUAUAUUUAAGCACAACUAAAACUCAUUGCAAUUAAACUUCUAGCAGUACAGAAGACUAAACCAAAAUUAAGGACUACCACAGCAUGAAAACCAAAAAGAAACCCAGUGUAGAGAUGAUAGAGAAGGUACUAAGCAAUAUUUAGAAGGAGGAGCUAAAAGCUUACAUGACUUAAAGCAACUCACUGUUAACAAAAAACAGCUGUUCUCCUUUGUGCCAAGAGAAGACCUGGCACUAAAGUACUGAAGUGAAAUCAUAUUGCAGGGCUGCCCCCUGUCUCUUGGUGCCCUGGCUCCCUGCUCAUCCAAACUUUGAGCAUCGGGGUCAGGCAUCCGGCACCUCUUCCUGAUCCUGGAGCCUCAUCUUGGCAUUAAGCAGAGUGAAAAUGCCUGAAUUAGGGUGCAGGAAAGCAGUUCUGACACUUGUGGUUGAAACAAUUUAAGCAAUACACAGACCAGCUUUAUGUGACAAAGCCAACACAACUAAGAAACUAACAACCGACAAAUUGAAAUACGUAGUUGAUAUCAACAUAGACAUCCUGUUACAGUCCAGAUGACUUUUG
Messenger RNA from Cuculus canorus (common cuckoo), 6609 nucleotides. It is a transcript of the gene AMPD3, whose product is annotated as adenosine monophosphate deaminase 3. The record is from RefSeq and is a predicted model, not a curated record. NCBI's taxonomy places the organism in Eukaryota, Metazoa, Chordata, Aves, Cuculiformes, Cuculidae. The transcript has 15 exons. Gene Ontology annotation, biological process: IMP salvage; AMP metabolic process. Gene Ontology annotation, cellular component: cytosol. Bases 120 to 2444 code for a protein of 774 amino acids. Gene Ontology annotation, molecular function: AMP deaminase activity.